Molecule: messenger RNA, 360 nt
Organism: Mesocestoides corti
Lineage: Eukaryota; Metazoa; Platyhelminthes; Cestoda; Cyclophyllidea; Mesocestoididae
Source: the annotation of a GenBank genome assembly
AUGCCUGAUUCUGGAGAUCAUUCAUCAUCAAUCCCUCCUAUCCCCAGUCCAGUCAUACACAGGCGUAAUCGCACAGUGUCACAAUGUGCUAAGGCGGCUGAAGCUGCUGAAGAUGAAGGAGUUAUUGAAUCCUUCUGCCGUGAAAAAGGUCACGGUUUUAUCAAAACCGAUUCUGGGGACACUCUUUUUGUUCACGUUUUUGAUAUUGAUGGGGAGGUCGUCCCCUUAAAGGGUGAUCGCGUUCACUUCAAGAAGAUCCUUAUCCCCCCUAAGAAUGAGAAAUACCAAGCGGUCCACGUGAGAAUUAUCAACCUGAUUCCAGAGCGUCAUCAGCGCUGGGAAAAUGUGUGCAACCAGUGA